AUGGCAGACCAGGCGGCUGAAACUGCUACCGUAGCCCAAUCUACUCCAGCUGAUGCGCCAGCAGAGCUAGAAUCCACAGUGGUCGAAUCUGCUCCAGCUCCCGAAUCUACUUCCGAAGCUGCACCAGCGCAAGGAACUGUACCAGCUGAGGCUGCACCUUCAGAAGUUCAAACCGAAUCUGUAUCAGAACCUGAGCCAGCCAUUGUAUCUGAAUUUGUUCCUGCUGAGGCUCCCGUUACAGAAACUAUCCCGGUAGCUGUAUCUGCUCCUGCUCCAGAGUCCGCACCCACUCAAGAGGCAGCCACUGCUGAGACUGCACCUUCAGAAGUGCAAGCCGAAUCUGUAUCAGAGCCUGAGCCAGCCAUUGUAUCUGAAUUUGUUCCUGCUGAGGCUCCCGUUACAGAAACUAUCCCGAUAGCUGAAUCUGCUCCUGCUCCAGAGUCCCAUCAAGAGGCAGCCACUGCUCCCGUUACAGAAACUAUCCCGAUAGCUGAAUCUGCUCCUGCUCCAGAGUCCGCACCCACUCAAGAGGCAGCCACUGCUGAGGCUGCACCUUCAGAAGUGCAAGCCGAAUCUGUAUCAGAGCCUGAGCCAGCCAUUGUAUCUGAAUUUGUUCCUGCUGAGGCUCCCUUUGCAAAACCUAUCCCGGCAGCUGUAUCUGCUCCUGCUCCAGAGUCUGGACCGGCAGAAGAGGUCGCUCCUACUGAAGCCGCACCUUCAGCACCCGAAUCUGGUCCUACUGCAGAAUUGGCCCCAGCUGCAGAAGUCUCUCCUGCUGAAGCAUUCAGUAUUGAAGCUGCUCCGGUACUAGAAUCCGCACCUCAAGAAGUCGCCACUGCUCCCGCAAACGAAUCUGAAAACGAAGAAGAAGAGGAUGCGGUUGUUCGAUUGCCCCUAGGUCGUCUAAUUUCUUUUCGAACUCGGAUUUCAGAACCCACUGCAGCUGUUGCCGAACCGGAAUAUCACAAGGAGGAAGCUGCCGCUGCAGAAGCGUCUGCCUCAGCUUCAUCUGAAGCAGCUCCCGCUCAAGCAGAAGUUGUAACAGAACCACCUGUAGUGGUUGAAUAUGUACCUCAAGCAGAAGCUGCUCCCUCUUCUGAACCAGUCCAAGCACAGCAAGAACCUCAAGUUAACGCAGCUCAAGCUGACACAACUGUUCCUCCAGAAAAUCAACCAGAAUCUGCACCACAGAAAGCACCGGCUCAAGCAGAAGUUGCUUCAGAAGCUGUAGCUGAAGCACAGCUUGAACCUCAGACCGAAGCUGCUCCACCUUCGGAACCCACAUCCGUAGAAUAUUCGCGAAAACCGCAAGCUGAAUCACCCCCUGCACCCGAGGCAGCUGCUCCUGCUGAAGCACCUAUUGCGGAACCAGCAUCUGUAGAAGCCCAAUCAGAACAUGCUCCAGUAGCUGAGACACCUGCUGCUCCUGAAGCUCAAGUCGACACAACUGCUGAAGCACCGAUUGAAGUUCAAGCCGUCACUCAAACAGAAGCAACCUCAGAAGGUUCGGCAGAGGCAGUGUCUGCCCAAGAAUCAGCACUUGCUGCGGAAGAUGCACAAGAAAUUGCUGCCCCAGAAUCACAAAAGGAGGCAGAUCAUGAGAGUGCAUCAUUCCCCGAUGCUCCUGCUCAAGUAGAAGCUGUAGAACAAUUAGUAUCUGCUCCAUCGCAGGAACCAGCACCUGAUCAAGUUCCUCAGGAGGCCCCUGCACAAAAUGAAACUGCUCCUGAGGAAUCCGCACAAAGUGAACCUCUACAGGAAGCAGCUCCCCCUCAAAAUGCGCUAUCAGAAGAUGCUCCAGCUGAAGCUCCUCAAGAAGCGCCAGUACAGGCUGAACCAGCACAUGCUUCCGAAUCCUUGACCACUGCCGAGGCACCUACCGACGCAGAAACUACACCACAUUCAGAAUCUGCUCCAGCUCAAGAAACUUCUCUUGCUGCCGAAGUUACACAAGAGACCCCAGCUGAGUCGGAAACUGCACCAUCAACAGAAUCUGCACCAGCACCUGCUUCAGAUGCUAAUCCAGCCGAAUCCACUCCCGAAACCGCAGAGGGCGACUCCGCUCCAGCUGUUGACGCCGCACUGCAGCAGCCCGCCCCGGCAGCGGCCAGUUAG
Messenger RNA from Necator americanus (New World hookworm), 2115 nucleotides. RefSeq lists its product as uncharacterized. Bases 1 to 2115 code for a protein of 704 amino acids. Lineage: Eukaryota; Metazoa; Nematoda; Chromadorea; Rhabditida; Ancylostomatidae. The transcript is spliced from 4 exons. The record is from RefSeq and is a predicted model, not a curated record.